Closterium sp. Naga37s-1 is the source of this 903-nucleotide messenger RNA. The record is from the annotation of a GenBank genome assembly. NCBI's taxonomy places the organism in Eukaryota, Viridiplantae, Streptophyta, Zygnematophyceae, Desmidiales, Closteriaceae.
AUGAUCAGAAUCGUUUAUGCGAUAGGGGUGUCGUGUACGGAAGCCACAGUGGCAGUCCUCGCUCCAUACGUCGCCGCGGACGAUAAAACCUCCGUCGCUCUCCUCUUGGCGAUCACCAUCGUUCAAGUCGCGGGGUUCGGGGGAGCGGCAGACGCGCUGGGGGGGGCGUCGUAUAACCCGCUCACGAACCUCAUCAACUACCUCGCUGACGAGGACGACGAGACGGCGCUCGGCUUGCUGCUGCGCCUCCCCGCUCAGGCAGGUGGCAUGGUGAUAGGUGCCAUGCUGACGUGGACGUUCAUUCCGGAGUCUCUCAAGCACACAGUCAACGGGCCCGCGCUGCCACCUGGCGUCUCGGUAUUGGCCGGUGCGACAGCGGAGUUUACGCUCACGUUUCUGCUGUUCCUGGUGGUGAUGUGGACACUGUUCCUGGGCCCCAGAAGCGACCGCUUAAAGGAAUUCAUCAUGGUCUCAGCCACAAUAGUGGCUAUUGCUGCUGGCAUGCGCUUCUCUGGUCCUUCCCUGAACCCCCUCUUUGCGUUCGGGUGGGUGUACACUUUGGAUCAGGAGAUGUCGGUGCAGCACUUCAUAGUCUACUGGGCUGCUCCCACCGCCGGUGCCGUGCUCGCAGCAGCCUUCUACCGCAUCUACCUGAAACCGCACAAGGCGGCUCUGGAGGCGAAACGGCGGAAGGAGAGAGAAGGGAAGGGAGGGAGGGAAGGGAAGGCUGGGGAGAGAGGGAAGGGGGAGGAGGAAGCACUGAGGGCCAGCAGAGAAGCAAAGGGGGUUGCGGCGGAGAGAGGGGGCGAGGGGUUGCGAAAACGGGUGGGUGCGGGGGUGCGUGAAGAGGACGAAGACGCUGUGAAUAAUGGUGUUGGUGAAGGGACAAACAAAGCAGAGUGA